Messenger RNA from Ornithorhynchus anatinus (platypus), 3898 nucleotides. RefSeq names its product cell cycle and apoptosis regulator 2 (gene CCAR2). The coding region runs from base 262 to 3066 and encodes 934 amino acids. Gene Ontology annotation, biological process: regulation of DNA-templated transcription; RNA splicing. The transcript is spliced from 20 exons. The record is from RefSeq and is a predicted model, not a curated record. Gene Ontology annotation, molecular function: RNA polymerase II complex binding. Gene Ontology annotation, cellular component: nucleus; DBIRD complex. Lineage: Eukaryota; Metazoa; Chordata; Mammalia; Monotremata; Ornithorhynchidae.
CGAGGCCUUGGCGGCGGUGGCCGUGCCGGGGGGGGCUCGGUGCGGCCUGCUCGCGGACGCCAGGAGGCCCGGGACGCCGCCCCUCCCUGCCGGGACGACCCCUGACCUUUGACCCCCGACCCCCCCUCUCCCCCCCCCCCCGGCCCGGGGGCUCGGCGCGGCGGCGCAGGCCCCGCACGUGCCCGGCCUUGUCCUUCCUCCUCCUCCUCCUCCUCCUCCUCCUCUUCUUCUUCUUCCUCCUCCGCCGAAGAAGCGUUCGGGAUGUCGCAGUUCAAACGCCAGCGGGUCAGUCCCCUGCCGGGCGGCCGCACCUUCUCAGGUUCUGUCUCUACAUCUCUCCUGGGCCCCCCGCCGGGUUUGCUCACCCCUCCGGUUGCUUCAGACCUGUCGCAGAACGCCAGGCACCUGCAGGGAGGGGAGAAACAGAGGGUCUUCACUGGCAUCGUCACCAGCCUGCAUGACUAUUUUGGGGUGGUGGACGAAGAAGUCUUCUUUCAGCUGAGCGUGGUGAAGGGCAGGCUGCCCCAGCUGGGUGAAAAGGUGUUGGUGAAGGCUGCGUACAACCCUGGCCAGGCGGUACCUUGGAAUGCCGUCAAAGUGCAGACGCUCUCCAACCAGCCUCUCCUGAAAUCCCCAGCACCCCCACUUCUGCACGUGGCGGCCCUGGGUCAGAAGCAAGGCAUCUUGGGAGCCCAGCCCCAGCUGAUAUUCCAGCCGCAUCGGAUUCCUCCCCUCUUUCCCCAGAAGCCACUGAGUCUCUUCCAGACAUCCCACGCACUGCACCUGAGCCACCUGAGCAGAUUCCCUGCCCGGGGCCCUCACGGCCGAGUGGACCAGGCCCGAAGCGACGACUAUGACUCCAGGAAGCGCAAGCAGCGGGCGGCUGGAGAGCCCUGGGGCGCCAAGAAGCCGAGGCAUGACCUGCCCCCCUAUCGGGUCCAUCUCACGCCCUACACCGUGGACAGCCCGUCCUGUGACUUCCUGGAGCUGCAGCGCCGCUACCGAACGCUCCUCGUGCCCUCCGACUUCCUGGUGGUGCAUUUGAGCUGGCUGUCGGCCUUCCCGCUGGGCCAGCCCCUCUCGCUGCACGCCCCCAGUCGCAUCCGGGUCUCCUCCGGGAAGGAGCCGGCCCCGGGCCCCGUCGCCGAGGUGGUCCCGGCCGACGCCAGUCCUUCCUACAGCGCUAAGGUGCUGCUGCUCUCCACGCCGGGACUGGAAGAACUCUAUCGCUGCAGCCUGUUGUUCGUGGACGACGCGGCCGAGCCGAGGGAGAGUCCCGAGUCCCCCCUGAAGCAGAUAAAGUUCCUCUUGGGGCAGAAGGAGGACGAGGCAGUGCUGGUUGGGGGAGAGUGGUCACCCUCCCUGGACGGCCCCAACCCCGAGGCCGACCCCCAAGUCCUGGUCCACACCGCCAUCCGCUGGGCCAGAGCUCAGACGGGGAUCGACCUGAGCAGCUGCACCAAGUGGUGUCGCGUGGCCGAGUUCCAGUACCUGCAGAUGGGGCCCCCGCGGCGGCAGCAGACCGUGGUGGUGUUCCUGCCCGACGUCUGGUCCCUCAUGCCCCCGCUGGAGGAGUGGGAGGCCCUGUGCCAGCAGAAGGCGGCCGAGGCGGCCCGUCCCCCCCGGGAGGCCCCCGAGGCGGCGGCGGCGGGGACCGCCGAACCGGCAGCCGAGACCUCCCAGCGGGCCCCGGACGUCUCCGAACGGGCACCGGACGCUUCCGAACAGGGAGAGGAAGCGGCCCGACGGGAAGCGGAGGAGUCCGAGCUCGCUUCCCAGCAGGAAGAGGAGGCCCCUCUCCCGGAAGCCCCUUCGCCACCCCUGAAACCCGCUAUCGUAGCCCAGCCCGGCUGUAUCAACCUCUCCCUCUACACCCUUCUGGAAGAUCGGAGGCCUAAAGAGAGACUCUCCUUCGAGGUGGCCGUCCUGGCGGAGCUCUUCCAGGAGAUGCUGCAGCGCGACUUCGGCUACCGGAUCUACAAGAUGCUGCUGAGCCUGCCCGAGAAAGCGACGCCCCCACCGGAGCCCGACAAGGAGGAAGCGGCGAAGGAGUCGAAGGAGGAGGGGCAGAAUGAGGUUCCGGCGGAGGGGCAAGAAGAAGGGGUGACGGCGGAGCCGGACGCCGCGUCGAAGGAGGAUGGACUUUUGCCCAAGCCCCCAGCCUCUGGAGAAGAGGAAGAGGAGAAGCCACCGGGGGAAGCGCCUGUGGAACUGUGUGACCUGAGCCUGGAUGCCGAACUGAUGCUUCUGAGGGAUGAAGUGGAGGAGGAGUUCGCAGGGGCAAAGCUAGAAGACGCCGAGGUGCGAUCUGUCGCCUCCAACCAGUCGGAGAUGGAAUACUCCUCCCUCCAGGACAUGCCCAAGGGAUUGGACCCUUCCGCUGUCCUGCCCCUCGACUGCCUGCUUGCCUUCAUGUACUUCGAUGCCAACCUCUGCGGCUACCUGCACCGGCGGGACCUGGAGAAGAUCCUUCUCACGCUGGGGCUCCGGCUCAGCGCGGAACAGGCUAAGCUGUUGGUGAGCCGGGUGGUGACUCAGAACAUCUGUCAGUACCGGAGCCUGCAGUACAGCCGCCAAGAGAGCCUGGACGGCGGGGGUCCCGAGGAGGCUCCCCCCUCAGGAAACCCGGAGCCGCCGCCUCCCGCCUGCGGCCCGGGCGCGAAGCCGAGCGUCGCGGCCCCGGCGGAGCAGGGAGGCCUCGUGUCCCACAACGGCAGCCUCAUACACGUGGGGAACCUGCUGCAGCGGGCCGAGCAGCGGGACAGCGGGCGACUCUACCUGGAGAACAAGAUUCACGGCCUGGAGCUGAAACUGGAGGAAACCCACGGCCGUUUCGCGGCCACGGAGAGCGCCAAUAAGGCGCUGGCGGCAGACCUGCAGGAGCUGCGGACGCGGCUGACGGAGGCCGAGGAGACGGCCCGCGCGGCCGAGCGGCAGAAGGGCCAGCUCCAGCGGCUGCUGCAGGAGUUCAGGAGGCGCCUGUCCCCCCUGCAGCUUGAGCUGCAGCGCCUGUCCGAGAAGGCCGACAGCUGGGUAGAGAAAGAGGAGCCGGCGCCGAGCAACUGAAGAAGAGCGCCCAACCCCCGCCCCCCCCUCUGGGCCCGGUGCUGGAGCCUGGUGAUGUUUCGAGCCCCGGGAGCCCCAGAGAGCAGCUGGAGCGGGGCCCGUGUCCCCCCCCCCCCCAGCCGGGAGCCGCCGCGUCUGUAAGGGGAAGGCCGAGGGAAGGGGUAGCGGGAGAGGGGCCGACAGGCGUUAGCGCUCAGGGCCUCGAGGAACGGGCGGGGGGGCGGGGCGGCGGCGGGGAAGGGUCCGCUCUUCCCAACCGUCACCAAGUAGGGCCUUCCGUUCCCCUCCUCCCUAACUGUCAUUUUCCCCUCUAGCUUGCCUUAUCCCCCCGGGGCCGUUAAUCUUGCGUCUCUGGCCUCUCCUAGCUUAGAAAAGGGGGAAAGCCUUUGAGCGUAGAUGAGCAGACCAGCACCAGCAACUUUCCAGAGCAGAGGAGAGGGUGAUGAGCGCGUGACCUGCCGGAGCCAGUGCGGGCAGGUCAGCCGUCUCCUUCCGUCUCUCCAACACAUUCCUGUCAGAGUCCGGGAGCGGGAGCGGCGCUAGAGCCGACCACGCGUGCCAGGUGUGUUUGCCAACACGGCCUUCCGUUGCCAGGUGAAAGCAGCACCUCCCCCGUCACCCCCGGCCCCCCUCCUCACCCCCGUUGAGAACACUGGCUUCAGCAAGGCCCCUAUGGCGGUGGCUCGGACCCGGCGGGCCAGUUCUUCUCCCCUCUCCCGCCUCGCCUCUCCUCACCCCCCCCCCCCCCACGGUUCCAGUUUGGCUUUGUACAUAGACGGUCGUCUCUCUUUUUUGGGCUUUGUUUUUUGGUUUUUUUUUUGGUGUUUUGUUC